GACGCUCAAGUUUCGCGUAUGGUAAAGAUUGUCCUCCCUGAGCCGCCGUAGCAAUGAUAAACACUGACAAGCAGCUGUUCCUUCAGUAUUAUGUUACAGAGCUCACGUGUAAGAUUUAACGUCGUGUAGUGUAGCAGAGUGUUGUACAAGCGAUUAGUUUGUGUCAGUAAUAAAACAAUGGAGCCUGUUAUACAAAUAAAACCUGGGGCGACCAAAUGGGACAUUCGUCAGAAAAUUUGGGACUACAUCGAGGAAAAAAAUCUGGCCAACUUUCCAAGGCCUGUUCACAACAGAAUCCCUAAUUUCAAGGGUGCUACCCAAGCAUGCGACAAGCUUGCAGACCUGCAGGAGUUCAAGUCCAGCCAGACAGUCAAAGUUAACCCAGACAGACCGCAGCAGCAGGCACGCUUUGUCACCCUGGAAGUGUUCAGCAAGACAAAUGAGGUGAAGGUGGAUCCUGAUAAAACUCUGGAGGGUGUCCGGAUGGCAGCACUUCAGGCUCGGAAAACUCUUCUGGUCCCAACUCCUCGUCUUCGUACUGGUCUUUUCAAUAAGAUCACUCCUCCUCAGGGGGCCACCAAAGAACAGCUGCGCAUCUGUGCCUCUGCUCAGGGUGUGAAGGACUUCAGUGUGCCUGUUGGCCUGGAUGCAAAGGUGAAGGUGGACCUGGUGGUGGUUGGCUCUGUGGCAGUUUCAGAGAAAGGCGUGCGAAUUGGAAAAGGAGAGGGGUUUGCUGACAUGGAGUACGGCAUGAUGGUCUCAAUGGGAGCUGUGGAUGAGUCUACUGUGGUGGUCACUGUUGUCCAUGACUGUCAGGUGGUGGACAUUCCAGAGGAGCUAAGAGAAAGUCAUGACCUUACUGUGGACUACAUCCUAACUCCCACCAGAGUUAUCCAAACUAAUUGCCAGUCCCCCAAGCCACUGGGAAUCAUCUGGAACAAGCUGAACACAGAAAAGCUGCAGAAGAUCCCCAUCCUGAAGAAGCUGCGUGAUCUGGAGGAAGAGGCUGGAAAGGAUGUGACACUGGGGGCCCCGCCUGAGGACGUGGAGCCAGGUCUGCAGACCAGCCGACCCCCGAGACAAACCAGAAGGAGACCAAGACAGAAUGCACAGCAGGAUGAUGAGGGAGAACCCAAACUGGAGAGAGGAGCAGAGUCAGAACAGAGAGCCAGACAGCGCCCGGCUCGAGUGAGGAAAGAAAGCAGAGGAGAUGCAGGUAAAGAGGGAGAAACCAAUGAGAGACGGAGAGGGAAGAGUGGGGGGAACAUGAGGGAGAGGGGCUCAGAGGAGGGUGGAAGUGAAGUCAUGUCUCAGCGUAAGCUCCCUGCAAGUGUGACCACAGUGUACCUUGGAGGAAUCCCUGCUGGGCUGCGUGUGAGUGAGCUGAAAACGGCCCUCAGAGAGAGGGAGGCAGCCCCGCUGAGGCUCACCUGGCAGGGAGCUCAGCACAGGGCCUUCCUGGACUACAGUGACCCACAGGCUGCAGACCUGGCCCUGGAGGCUCUGCAGGGUCUCAAUCUGAAUGGCAGCAGUCUGCAGGCUGAGCUGGCCAAGAGCCAGCGGGGAGGCAAGAGGUCCGGACAGUCCAACAGGAGACCAAGACCACCAAUGGCUCCAAAAUCUAAACCAGCAGGGCCGGAUGCUGAGAUUGCAGCCGAUGAGGUGACUGAGGAAUAAAAGUGACAGAUAGCACUACCUGUGGAGCAAAACUUAAUGCCUUAAGAAGAGUGUAGUUUGUUUUGUAAUAUUUUUGGAUUGAUCAGAAGUCAUUUAGAUUAACUUUAAUAUUGAGGCUAAUAAGCUUAGCAAACUAUGAACACAUAAAUAUGCAGUUGCUGGAUUACAGCAUGACAAAGCAAUUCACAGAGUAUUAUCAUUUUACUAUAGUUAAACACCUCUGUGCCUCGUUUAUUCACACGCACCACCUGGUCUUUGUCUUUAAAGACUGCAUACGUGGUCUUUUGUUGAAAUACAAGUAUUAGACCCACAGUUUUCAGACAACCAGGAUGAUCUGUUAUAAGACAGUCAUGUUUUUUAGAUCUGUUUUUUUCUGCUUGAGCUAAGGCAAUGGGGAAAAGGAAGAGCUGUUUUGCUAGUUAGUCGUCACCAUGUGUUCAUAGGUUCCAGAUGAUUCUUGACCACUACACAGUAGUACAGUAAAAACCUCUUGACUGAACAUUUAUAAAUUCAUAUAGGCCAAUGUUUGACCACACAGAUUUAUCACAGAUUUCUUUCCAUCUUCCCCACUUCUUGUACAAAUUUCAUCAAAUCUUCACAACCCAGAGAGGUUUUUUAUUCCACUGGAACAUAAAGUGAGACUGAUGUUGCCCUCUUGACAUGAAUUGCCAUAACACUUCAUCAGCCAACAUCAAAGAACCUUUAGAAUAGUGUGACUUUGGUCUGCACAAUCCUGACUCAGUUUGAAAUGUGCCCAUUUCAUCUGUAAAACAUUGAAAUCUUUCAUUUCUAAACAUCAAAUUGUGUUUUGCACUAGAGCUGUUCUUUUUAACUCUACUUGCUUAUAGUGCUUUAGUUUUUGCUUGGGUUUUUUUUUUCUGAAAUGUUAAAAAUAGAUACUGUACAUUUAAAACUACAAUCUUUGUACCUCUUUAUAAUAACAAUAACAUGUAAGGGAUUUGUGUGAUAGGUCAGUUUGUGUUUGAAGCAAUAUUAACAAAGAGAUUAAAUACACUACCAUGUCUGAAUAAAGAGUUACAGUGUUAAUACAUCUGUUUGUAAGACUUUACUACAUCCUCUACUAAAGCAUCGAAAUGUA
Messenger RNA from Notolabrus celidotus (New Zealand spotty), 2776 nucleotides. RefSeq names its product methenyltetrahydrofolate synthetase domain containing (gene mthfsd). Gene Ontology annotation, cellular component: cytoplasm. The record is from RefSeq and is a predicted model, not a curated record. Gene Ontology annotation, molecular function: RNA binding. Bases 178 to 1677 code for a protein of 499 amino acids. The transcript is spliced from 9 exons. Lineage: Eukaryota; Metazoa; Chordata; Actinopteri; Labriformes; Labridae.